AUGUCAGCUAUAUCAUCAUCAACAUCAACAUCAGAUCCUUCAACAACUAACGUGACUAGUGAAUCCUUCGCUAAGAUAUUCGUGGCAGACUCUGGAGAGCACAAGAUCUUUUUUGCUGACCUAAGAGACGAAUUAUCGUUCAAACCCAUCCCCUCUACGUGGCACCCAGAAUUCUUAGCGUAUGACUCUACGAGGAAGAAGCUCUAUUGGAAUGAUUUCACAGCCAAGCAAAUAUAUCGAGCAGAUGUGAACGGGUUAAACAGAGAGGUCGUGACUUUUGCCAGCAACGAGGCACCCGCAGGGGUUGCCAUUGCAGAGGAACUGGGGGUUCUCUACAUCGCUUAUACCCUGUCGAACAAGAUAACAUCCAUGUCAAUUAAACCGGACAAAACAAUACCGAGAGAUGAUCCUGACUUUGCAACACAAGGUAUAAAGGAACCAAGAGCAUUGCAGACCGAUGAGGAACAAGGGUAUAUUUACAUGACUAUGAACGGAGAAGUUGCUCGUAAACAUUUAUUCCUGCCUCAAGACGCACUUCAAACUAUAUACAAAAAUAUUCAUCUCAACGAUCUCUCUGGACUCAGCAUUGACUUCACCAGGAAUCCACGUCGUAUCUUCUUCUGUAGCAUUACUGGUGGGAGAGUCUUCUACAAAGAUAUGAGCACUUCUCCAGACAAAUCGAUUGCUACAGAAUUGACCUAUAGCGGGCAGUCUCCAUACUACGGGCAACUCCAAUCCCUGAGCUACAUCAAUGGCUUCCUCUAUUGGGUCACGAGGCAGAACUAUACGAGAAGCAUCGGUAUCACGACAUACUAUGAUAAUACCAACCGAUCGUACGUCAUUAAAGAAGUCGACAAGUUCAUGGUUCCUAGAGAUCACCUCUCCGGUAUAUGUCACUGGAGAAACAAAGAGAUGGGAACAAAGAGACCCCUAUUCUAUAGGCCUUGUUUAUUCCUUUAUUCGUAGAGUACAUAAUUCAUGAAUGACCAGUGGAUACAUUUGCUGGCACUCCUUUGGUUUGGGGAUAGGGAAUGGUGGGUUUGUUUGCCUGGUUUGCUAGAAGAUUGGCUUUCUCGUUGAGAGCAAGUUUAGACUUCAAGGCAGAUAGACGUGUAAUGUAACUUCCCCCAGAAGUUUAAGACCUGCCUUGAUUUUGUUUCUUAACAGGUAAGCGAACACUCACCUUUCUAAAAGUAUAUUCAUGUUCUAUUCUAGUAAAUUUUAGAGAUAUAUCCCAAGAUCCUCAUGCAAUUUGAAUUGUAUGAUAUUGUUUAGUGUGAUUCUCCUUGUGUUGGAAAACCCAUUGUAUGAUAUUUUCAUGUGUUUAUGUCCAUUAACCUUUGAUACAAGAUGGUUGUGAUUGUGUAUGAAUUAAGAUACUACUUUCCACAAGCCAGACAUAUGUAUAGUUAUUUCAGUCAUUGUAAAAUACUCAUCAUUAGAUAGUUUAGUGAUAGCCCAAUUACUACUUGUGAGCCGAUAAAUACUCUUGUUCAAUAUAAAGGAGAAUUAUUAUUGAUUAAGUAGGAGAGCAAGUUUAGACUUCAAGGCAGAUAGACGUGUAUUGUAACUUCCCCCAGAAGUUACUAUGUCGCAGCUUUUUAAGACCUGCCUUGAUUUUGUUUCUUAACAGAGUUCCACCAUGGUUCCACCAUGGUUUCACUUCCGUUUCUCUCGGGACAAGAGUUGGGACUGCUGUCGUUGUUCAGGCAACGCUCUCCGCCUGAUCGAUGUAUUUAGUGCUUAUUGACGAACAACUCUUGUUUUAUUAUUUGUAUUUUAUUGGAACAUCUAUUCUUUUCUUCUAUUCCUUGAUAUUUUUCUAAUGUACUGUGUAGUUUACUUUGCUCCUUUUCUAUCAUUUGUUGUACACCUGUACCACAUAGUGUAAAGCUUUUUUUGUAAUGAUUCUUGUUGUUGUUUGAAAUCAUUGAUACAAGUUGUCACACUGGGAAUUUAUUAUCGGUGUACCUUAGACACUGAAUACUAAUAAAUACCUCUUUGGUCUUAUUGGCACAAAA
Strongylocentrotus purpuratus (purple sea urchin) is the source of this 2021-nucleotide messenger RNA. RefSeq names its product low-density lipoprotein receptor-related protein 6-like. The record is from RefSeq and is a predicted model, not a curated record. The transcript is spliced from 6 exons. Bases 1 to 966 code for a protein of 321 amino acids. NCBI's taxonomy places the organism in Eukaryota, Metazoa, Echinodermata, Echinoidea, Camarodonta, Strongylocentrotidae.